GGAAACGAGCCCUCCUACGACCUUCCGCCUGGACGUUUAGCAGUAACGUUGCAUGUGGUGAUUAUGGGUUCAGUGAUUUAACUUUAUUUUAUGCACAAUCAUGCUUCGAUCUGCGUUAGCAAGAUGUGGAAGUGACACAAUUAAACGCUUGGUCUCAUCUUUGUCCGGAGAAUCCGGCCUUCCGGCAAACUUACGACUUCCACCAAAUUUAAUUGGGGCUCCACGAGAAAAGAGAGCUCCUCCGACCACCUCGGACCUUCCAGUGUUACGCAAAUGUGAGGCUGAUAUUCCAGCUCAUCGCACACCAACUCGGACGUGGUUGGAAUCUCUAAUAAGUCGUGACAGUGAACAUCUAGGUGUUGUUGACCUCCACCCUGAUGUCUUUUCUGUUCCUGUGAGACUCGACAUACUCCAUGCUGUGGAGGUCUGGCAAAGAAAUUUCAAGAGAAUUAGCCAUGCCAAGGUGAAGACCAGGGCAGAGGUUAGUGGGGGAGGCAGGAAACCAUGGAGACAGAAGGGAAGUGGACGCGCUCGGCACGGAAGCAUCCGCUCGCCGUUAUGGAGAGGAGGUGGCAUUGCUCAUGGCCCAAGAGGACCAACCAGCUACUAUUACAUGCUACCCAUGAAGGUGCGUGUACAAGGACUCAAAAUAGCACUGACCUCCAAACUGACUCAGGAUUAUCUUCAUAUUGUUGACUCAUUAGAGAUUCCCACACCAGAUGCUCACUAUCUACAGGACCUCAUGAAACACAGACAGUGGGGGGACUCAGUCCUGAUUGUGGAUGUAGGGGAAGAAUUUCCCCAGAACAUUCUCCAAGCCACAGCAAGUCUGAAGACUGUGAAUAUAAUUCCAGCAAUAGGUCUGAAUGUACACAGCAUGCUGAAACAUGAAAGUCUGGUCCUCACUCUGGAGGCGGUGAAAUUUCUAGAGAAGAAGCUACUGUGGCAUGAUUGCAGGUUCACUCCUCUGUACCCUUUUAAACUCCCCUACAGUGACCUGCCAUGAACUCAAUGUAUUAAAAAAGAUUUAUUUCAUAAA
This is a messenger RNA of Electrophorus electricus (electric eel), 1039 nucleotides long. RefSeq names its product mitochondrial ribosomal protein L4 (gene mrpl4). The record is from RefSeq and is a predicted model, not a curated record. Gene Ontology annotation, molecular function: structural constituent of ribosome. Gene Ontology annotation, biological process: translation. Gene Ontology annotation, cellular component: ribosome. NCBI's taxonomy places the organism in Eukaryota, Metazoa, Chordata, Actinopteri, Gymnotiformes, Gymnotidae.